Stegostoma tigrinum is the source of this 1018-nucleotide messenger RNA. RefSeq names its product phosphatidylinositol N-acetylglucosaminyltransferase subunit Y-like. NCBI's taxonomy places the organism in Eukaryota, Metazoa, Chordata, Chondrichthyes, Orectolobiformes, Stegostomatidae. Bases 1 to 216 code for a protein of 71 amino acids. The record is from RefSeq and is a predicted model, not a curated record. The transcript has a single exon.
AUGACAAUCUAUCUGUCAACUCUCACAGUGCUGGUUCCCCUGUUCUCUUUAGCUGGGCUGUUGUACUCAGCUGCAUUUGACAAGGAUUUUCCACAGGGCUGCACUAGUAUGGCCAGCUUGUGUUUCUACAGCCUACUACUCCCCAUCACUAUCCCAGUGUUUGUAUUUUUUCACCUAUGGAGCUGGAUGGGGAUUAAACUUUUCAGGCAUAACUAAUUUGAGUUCAAAAGCUAUUGCGUAUGAUGAUGUUUGUGGUGACCUGACGGCAUCAACCUCUCAAAUGAAAUUUAGUUUCAGUAACAAGGUUUUUCCAUUGGCUUGGAGGUAUUUAGAAUCUUGAGUGUAUUAUUGGUGGAAAUUGGCACUGUUUUGGUUAACUUGUUCCUUACACACAAAAUGCGAGGCAUUCACUUUUGCCUCAUCAUGGUACAUUUUUCUGGUAAUGUUCAGUUCCAUUGGCUUCAUUCCCAGUGACUGCAAUGCAGGAGACAUUAACAGGCAGUCCAUUUGAACCAGUUCGAUACGGAUUUCUGUCUUGAAGAAACAGUGUAACCAAAGUCACAUCAAAUUCCACCACAAUGUCAGAUGCAAAUAAACCAUGGAAAUUCAUUAUAACAAAGGUUUAGUUUUGGUGCUUUUGACCUUGCUUUCGAAGACACUUGCUGUUUGCCUGGGUAUUUAGCCACACUUGUGGUCUGUAUUUGAGUUUCCUUGCCUGUAUUCUGUUACUUUCACACGUUGCUUGGUAGGUAGUACAAUGAUUUCUUGAUUCAGAAGGUUGUAGUUUAAGUUCCAUGUUUGCUGAUACUCCAGUGUAGUACUGAGAAAAUAUCACAUUGUCAAAAAUGCUCUCUUUUAAAUGUUAACCAAAGCCCUGUCUGCUCCCUUGUGUAGAAGUAAAAACUUCCAUGGUGCUAUUUAAAAGAAAAGCAGGGGAGUGUUCAUUGGCUAUCUGACUAAUGUCUGUCCUUCAAGCAACAACAUUUGAAAAAAUAAACAUGUUAUCUGGCAAAUAUCA